AUGCAUGAGCAGAACAGACCCAAGUCCAACACUAAACGCUGCGUUCGUAUCCGAUUCGAAUUCUUCUCUUCCACAUCCAAUUUACCAAGUCUUGCAGACUUCCUCAUAGGCUGCUACUCCCUUGUUCAUUUCCAAGCUCUUCGCUUCGCUGAUCUACAAUUCGGCUUCGGCUUCCGCCCCGUCCUCCUUCCUCCUCAGUCUCCUCAGCACCCAUCAGAUGAAAAGGUACAACGCAUAGAGCCAGCUUUUCAAAGUGCCUACCCAGAUGAGACCGAUAUUCUGACGAGGUGGCCAAGGGCUGAGUGCAGAACGGACAAGUCGUCCCCCGCGCGAAUAUUGUUUGAAUUUCACAGCCGCGAAGAUAUUGCUCCAUUCGCGCAUCCAGUCUGCGAUCUGCAUGUACACGCGCAAGGUGUUCUCCGAGGGCUUCCGACGAUUGAAAAGUCUGAUUGCAACCCUCGAUAA
Messenger RNA from Plenodomus lingam JN3, 465 nucleotides. The record is from RefSeq and is a predicted model, not a curated record. NCBI's taxonomy places the organism in Eukaryota, Fungi, Ascomycota, Dothideomycetes, Pleosporales, Leptosphaeriaceae.